GUUGCGCAUAAACACGUCCCUCUCUCUCUUCUCUAAACCCUGAUCCUUCAGAAGACCGGGGCUUUAGCUUUCUCUCUUCCAAAACCACAGACAGAACUCGCCGAGUCGACUCGGACCCCAAAACCGGCCUCCGACUCGGUCGUCCCGAAGCCAUGCAAGUGCUCUCCAACACUCGCAGGCUCUCGAGAGUCCUCAAGUCUCCAAUCUUCAUCUUCUCCGAACGACUCGUCGCUCCCGACGCGCCCCUCGCAGAAGCUCCACGUGCUUGUCUCCAAUGGCGGAAGCUCACCACUCUCUCUCCCCAACCCUCUGGCAUUACUCGAGGUUGUUGUCUUUCACCGACGGAGCAACACUCGAUGAUGAUGGCAUUUAGGGCAGCCUUUUCAUCUGAGGCGAGUACGGUUGAAGCUAUUCCCACAGAGGCUGUGAAGGAGCUGUAUGAUAAAAUGCUGGAAUCUGUGAAUGUUAAACGCUCGAUGCCCCCUAAUGCUUGGUUGUGGUCCUUGAUUGAGAAUUGCAAAAAUCAGGAUGAUAUUAAGCUUUUAUUUGACAUCUUGCAGAACCUGCGACGAUUUAGACUGUCAAAUCUACGCAUCCAUUCAAAUUUUAAUUGCAAUCUCUGCCAAGAGGUUGCUAAGGCAUGCGCUCGCGUGGGGGCCCUCAACUUUGGAAAGAAGGGCUUGUGGAAACACAAUGUGUAUGGAUUGACCCCUAGUAUCGGAUCUGCUCACCAUUUACUGACAUAUGCUAAAGAGCACAAUGAUGUUAAACUUAUGAUGGAUGUAAUGACACUUUUGAAGGAGAAUAACUUACCUUUGCAAUCUGGUACAGCAGAUAUUGUUUUCAGCAUUUGUUACAAUACUGAUAACUGGAAGUUGAUGUCUAAGUACUCAAAGAGGUUUGUCGAGGCUGGAGUAAAGCUACGAAGAUCUGCAUUUGAUGUCUGGAUGGAAUUCGCUGCUAAAAUAGGAGAUGUUGAAUCCUUAUGGGAAAUUGAGAAGUUGAGAUCUGAGUCUCAGAAGCAGCACACUGUUGUGAGUGGAUUUUCAUGUGCAAAGGGUUUACUAUUAGAGCAUAAGCCUGAGGAAGCUGCCGCCGUCAUUCAAAUACUACUAAACCAGAAUUUAACUGAUGCAAAGAAGUCCAAGAUUGCGGUUGAACUUCAAAAGUUGGUUAGUGAGUGGUCAUUAGAGGUUAUCAAGCGCCAAAAAGAAGAGGAUAGGAAGGCAUUAGCUGUAUCUUUAAACUCUGAUAUUCCAGUGAUGCUAUCAAAGACUGGAUUAGAGGUGAGUGUAAAUAUGGAGGACCUAACCAGCAAAGAAGGCAUUCUCUGUUGAAGUCCUUGGCGGUCUGACUAAAAAUUUGUAGCUCAGCUGUUGUUCGUAUCUUGUAAAAGAAGAAGAACCGGUGUUCAGACCUAGAGAAGAGAAAAAUAAAAGAGAUAACCAUGUGUUUGGUUGAUGAGCACUUCAAUAAAUGCCUUCGUUAGAAAGACACUUCUGGUUCUCUCGGUUAUGCAUUGGACUAGAAUCCUACUGCCUUUUUUAAAUUUUGUCCUGAUGUAGUUCAUUUAUUUGAGUUGAUUGAUUAAAUUGUUAUACUUGUUUCUAAUAUAUGGAUCUAGACAACCAUGGUUAACUAUGGUUUAGUUCUGAGUA
Messenger RNA from Rosa rugosa (rugosa rose), 1658 nucleotides. RefSeq lists its product as uncharacterized. Lineage: Eukaryota; Viridiplantae; Streptophyta; Magnoliopsida; Rosales; Rosaceae. The coding region runs from base 153 to 1337 and encodes 394 amino acids. Gene Ontology annotation, molecular function: protein binding. The record is from RefSeq and is a predicted model, not a curated record. The transcript has 11 exons.